GGGCGACUUCCCCCGUACAAUGAGCCAUGUUUCCCAAAGGCAAGAGCUCCGUCGUACCGUCGGAUGGUCAAGCUCGAGAAAAGUUAGCUCUUUAUGUGUAUGAAUAUUUGUUGCACAUUGGAGCACAGAAGUCUGCACAGACGUUUCUGUCAGAGAUCCGAUGGGAAAAGAACAUCACGCUUGGUGAGCCUCCAGGAUUUCUGCAUUCUUGGUGGUGCGUUUUUUGGGACCUGUAUUGCGCCGCGCCGGAGAGAAGGGAUUCGUGUGAGCAUUCGAGUGAAGCAAAGGCCUUUCAUGAUUAUAGUGCAGCCGCAGCUCCCAGUCCUGUACUGGGUAACAUGCCCCCUGGUGAAGGCAUGCCGGGGGGACCCAUGCCCCCGGGAUUCUUCCAGCCUUUCAUGUCACCUCGUUUUGGUGGAGGCCCAAGACCCCCGAUCAGAAUGGGGAACCAGCCUCCAGGAGGUAUGCCAGCUAGCCAGCCCAUGCUCCCUAACAUGGAUCCAAGGCUACAAGGGCCAAUGCAGAGAAUGAGUGUUCCUCGUGGAAUGGGGCCAAUGGGUCCAGGACCACAGAAUUUUGGCGGUGGGAUGAGGCCUCCACACAACUCAAUGGGCCCGGGCAUGCCAGGAGUGAACAUGGGCCCAGGAAAUGGCAGACCACCGUGGCCCAAUCCAAACACUAACAAUAUGCCAUACUCAUCGCCCUCUCCUGGUACAUAUGGAGGCCCACAGUCAGGAGGCGCUCCAGGAACUCCAGGAAUUGUGCCCAGUCCUGCAGACUCUAAUAACUCCAGUGAGAACCUCUACACCAUGAUGAACUCUGGUGGUGGAAAUCGUACAAGUUUCCCCAUUGGUCCUGGUUCUGAAGGCCCACUGGGUGCGAUGGCAGGAAUGGACCCUCUUCACAUGAAUGGAGGCUCUGGAGAUUUGGAUGGACUCCCCAAGAAUUCGCCCAACAAUUUGAGUGGCAUGAGCAAUCCGCCUGGAACCCCGCGGGAUGAUGAAGUGGGAGGUGGUUACCUUCACUCCUUUCAGAGUGAGAAUCAGUACUCUCCUUCUAUGACAAUGAGUGUGUGAAGCAUCUCCCUCACUUUUUGUUUGGAAAUAUAAAGUUGGCCAUUUAUUUUCAAGACAAACUUGAGGACAUAAACAGGACUGACCUACGUGCGACUGCCUUUGGGCCUUACCCCCUGUUCUCAUGCAAU
Molecule: messenger RNA, 1204 nt
Organism: Chanos chanos (milkfish)
Lineage: Eukaryota; Metazoa; Chordata; Actinopteri; Gonorynchiformes; Chanidae
Gene: ssbp3b
Product: single stranded DNA binding protein 3b
Exons: 17
Coding region: 27-1076 (349 amino acids)
Biological process (GO): positive regulation of transcription by RNA polymerase II
Cellular component (GO): nucleus
Molecular function (GO): protein binding; single-stranded DNA binding
Source: RefSeq, a predicted model, not a curated record